AUGCAUAUAUUGGUGGUCAACGACGACGGUCCGCCGUCCAGACGCCUCUCCCCAUACAUCGAGCCACUAGUGACGGCUCUCGAGUCCGCCGGCCACCGCAUCUCCGUGGCCAUUCCCGCCGCCUCCCGCUCCUGGAUCGGCAAAGCCCAUCUAAUCGAAGCCUCCCUCACAGCCACCUAUGUCCCACCAGCUGCCUUCCGCGGUGAUGGCACAUGGGAUGAAUCCUUCCAACAAGAUCCUACCACUACUUCCAACAACGACAAUGACUGGGUCAUAAUCACCAAUGGCACCCCAGCCAGCUGCGUCCAACUCGGCCUCCACAACCUCUUCCCCGACCGCGGCCCCAUCGACCUCGUCAUCUCCGGCCCCAAUCACGGCCGCAACGCCUCCACCAUCUACAACCUCUCCUUCGGCACCGUCGGCGGCGCCCUGGAAGCAGCCACAUGCGGGAAACGUGGCAUCGCCAUCUCCUUCGGCAGCAAAGAUGAACAGCCCCUAGAUAUCAUCCACGCCGCGGCUCGUCUCGCUACAAGAGUCGUCAACCAUCUCAUCCAGAACUGGGAUGACCAGGUCGAGCUGUACAAUGUGAAUGUGCCGAUGCGUCUGGACGUCGAGUCCCGUCCUGUGCUGUGGACUCGCACGUACCCGUAUUACUGGGCUAGAGGGUACUUGUACUCUGAGGUGUCCGGGGAGAAGGCCGCGCCUGUUGGAGUCAAUGGACAUGCUAAUGGGGAGGAGCUCACUAAUGGUACCACUACUCCAUCGAAGACAGCCACACCCAAGAGUGAGACUGGUCUGAAGAAACGCAACUUUGCCUGGGCGGCGGAGUUGUCUGAUAUGAAGAAGGCGCUGCAGGAGAGUCCCGAGGGGACGGAUGCUCAUACUGUUCUGAGUGGGUGUACUAGUGUCACCGCUCUCCGCGCUAACUUCUGGCAUGUUCCUGGCCUGGAAGGGCAAUUGCUGCAUCUGGACUGA
Aspergillus niger is the source of this 975-nucleotide messenger RNA. RefSeq lists its product as uncharacterized. Bases 1 to 975 code for a protein of 324 amino acids. The record is from RefSeq and is a predicted model, not a curated record. Gene Ontology annotation, cellular component: P-body. Gene Ontology annotation, molecular function: hydrolase activity. The transcript has 3 exons. NCBI's taxonomy places the organism in Eukaryota, Fungi, Ascomycota, Eurotiomycetes, Eurotiales, Aspergillaceae.